This is a messenger RNA of Closterium sp. Naga37s-1, 1185 nucleotides long. The record is from the annotation of a GenBank genome assembly. Lineage: Eukaryota; Viridiplantae; Streptophyta; Zygnematophyceae; Desmidiales; Closteriaceae.
AUGACGAACGGCGGAGAGGGGGGGCGGAGUGAAUGCUGCGCGCCAAUUGACGGGCAGCGUCGAUUGACGAGCAGCAGCUCGUCGGGCGGCGCGCCGAAGACUGACGGAUUUCUCGAUCAGGUGAGGGGCGAGAGUGACGAGGAGCGCGUGGGGGACAUCUCAAGCAUCUCCUCUCCUCUCCUCUCCUCUCCUCUCCUCUCCUCUCCUCUCCUCUCACUGCCUCUCCUCCCCGCACCCAUCCUUUCCUCCCCGCUUUCAUCCCCGCUCCCAUCCUUUCAUCCCCGCUCCCAUCCUUUCCUCCCCGCUCCCAUCCUUUCAUCCCCGCUCCCAUCCUUUCCUCCCCGCUCCCAUCCUUUCCUCCCCGCUCUCGUCCUUUCCUCCCCGCUCUCGUCCUUUCCUCCCUGCUCUCGUCCUUUCCUCCCCGCUCUCGUCCUUUCCUCCCCGCUCUCGUCCUUUCCUCCCCGCUCUCGUCCUUUCCUCUCCCCUCUCAUCCUUCACCAUAGCGCUCUCACCCUAAGCCCUCCCUCAGCUCAUUCCAGCUCCUCCCGUCCCUGUCCCCCUUCUUCCCCUCAUGUCCCCCGCUCCUUCCCCCCUUUUUCCCCCUCCAUGCCCUCAUUCCCAUUCCUCCUUCCCCUCAUUUCACCCUUUUCUUUCCCAUUUCCCCACUGCUUCCCUUUGAUUUCCCCGCUCCCCCCUUCCGCCACCUGCUUCUGCAGCGUGGUCACCGCCACGGAACCGCCAUCUGCACGUUUGACGAGGUGCGCGAGAUGCGCCCAUUCAUGCGCCAUCCCUCCGAGCCCUGCCUCGCCGCCCUCCGGUAGUGACUCUCUCCCCCCUGUCCUCCUCUCUCCCCCCUGUCCUCCUCUCUCCCCCCUGUCCUCCUCUCUCCCCCCUGUCCUCCUCUCUCCCCCCUGUCCUCCUCUCUCCCUCUAUCCCCCCGUUUCCCUUCCCCCAGCUUCCCUUCCCCCCACUUCCCAUCCCCCCUUUUUCCCGUCCCCCCAUUUCCCUUCCCCCCGUUUCCCUUACCCCCAUUUCCCUCUCCCCCAUUUCCCUUCCCCUCAUUACCCUUCCCCCAUUUCCCUUCCCCCUGCUUCCCUUAUCUCCGAUAUUGCUCUGCCACUCUCCUCCGCGUCCUCGGCUAAGUGUGCUGUGCAGGCUGCAGCAGGGCAGCGGGGCGCCAUGUAG